UGCAAGAGCCCGGAUAAUAACAAACCCAACAGGGAAAGAAGGCGGGCUGAACAAGUAUUUUAUGGAGAGGGAGCUCAGACUUCAAAUGGGAAAGGACGUCAACUUCAACAGUGUAUUAAAUCUUUAUCUGGAAAUCCAGGAUUGAUCCAAGUUGCUGUCUAUUGAUUUUUCCGAGAGAGACUCACGUUUUGCUUUGCAUAUCAGCUGCUGGUAUGAUGUGACCAUAUUGGACACUGGUUUCACUUGAGUCAGCAGGGUUUUCAAUCAAGCGGGGGCAAUAUGUUUGAAGGUGUUUUGGCAAGUGUCAUCAACAGCUUCUUGGGAAAAUACAUCAAGGACCUUGAUGCCCAAAACCUUAAGUUGAGCAUUUUCAGUGGUAAUGUAGAGCUAACCAAUCUCCAGCUGAAACCAGAGGCUUUGCAUGAACUACCAGGCAGACAGUAUGAGUUAGAGUUACCUAUAGAAGUUAAAGCAGGAUUUGUUGGUAAAAUCACCCUGGUUAUCCCAUGGAGCAGUCUGUUCUCUCUCCCAGUCAUUGCCAAGGUAGAAGAUGUCUUUGUUCUGGCUGGUCCUGUGUGUGACAGAGGGUACGAUGAGGACAGGGAAAAAGCUCUUCAGAAUGCCAUUAAGAGGAAAAAACUGGAGGAAAUUGAAAGUGCUAGAAAGUCUGCAUCUGCAAGUACAUCAGCAAGUGAUCAGACAUUUUUUGAAAAAUUGGCAGCAACAAUCAUCAAUAACAUUCAGGUCCAUGUUGAGAACAUCCAUGUAAGAUAUGAAGACACGGUCACCAACCCUGACCACCCAUUUGCAUUUGGCAUCACUCUAAGAUAUGUGUCUGCCGAGUCCACAGACGACAGAUGGAAGCCCACUCAGAUUGACGCUCAAGCUUCACUCAUGCACAAGCUGGCAUGGAUGAAAGACCUCUCUAUAUACUGGAACCCAUAUCUACCAGAGAGUAAACUGGUCAAGUCCAAGAUAUCAAGUGGUGUAUGGAGGAAUCUCAUGAAAAAUGCAAUUAGCACUCACAGGAUUUAUGGAGAGGAAUUUGAUGACAGUGAGUUUGAGUACAUCAUGCAGCCUAUGUCAGCAGAACUGAGGGCUGUGAUCAACAAGGCAGAUACCAUAGCUAUGCCAAGACUGCUGGUUGACUUGCUGCUGGGCAAAAUUGAUGUUGACAUAACAAGGCAGCAGGUAGACCACACUGUAGAACUCACCACUCUUACUCUCCAGUUUCUAAAUGUCCUGAGCCUGGCAGACUCGUUCAAACUGAUGGCUCUCAACCAGAGAUACAGAAAGUACAGACCCUCUGCCUCUCUGAAAGGGAAUAUUAGGAAAUGGUGGAAGUAUGCUUACACUUCUGUGGUGGAAGAGUACAUCAGACCAUUCUCAUGGGAGAGAAUAAAAAGACACAGGGAGCAGUACAGAGACUACAAAGCUCUGUUCAAGAAGAAGCUGGAAAAUCCAGAGUCUGAGGAAAUAUUGCCAAGGCUAGAAAGAAUGGAAGCAGAUAUGAGUGUUGCUAAUAUCCUUCUGGCCAGGGAGAAUGCCAAGUUAGAGUUUAUUCAGGAAGCCCCUGAUAGAGCAAAAAAGAGAGAGAAGAAAAAGGGAUACUUUGGAUCCUUCUGGGAUUGGUGGAGUUCUAGUGGAGAUAGUGAAGAUGAAUUAGAGAUCAUUACUGAUGAAAAAGACGUGUGGUCAAAACUGAGUCCUGAAGAAAAGGAAGAACUGUACAAAGGAAUAGGAUAUAACCCUGCACAGCCAGCUGCAGUCCCAAUACCUCCUCAGUAUGUAGCCCAUAAGGUGAACUUGCACUUGAAGAGCUCCACAUUGUCCUUGGCAAACUAUGGCAAAGAUGUUCUCAAAAUUGCUGUUGGUAGUUUGACGGGGAGUUUUGAGAACAGACCAGAAUAUGAAGCUUUUAGGGUGUCAAUGAAGACCAAAACAUUCAAAAUAGAAGGGGCCUCUGUGGAGCAUGAGCUGGUCCCUCUGGUGACUUCAGAUGUAGGAGUUUUUGAUGAAGCUCCAUCCCAGAGGUUUCAAGUGUUUAGUUUGGAUUUUGACUCCAAUCCAUAUCAUGUGAGGGCAGACUACGCACUGGCAGUCAAUGUCCAGCCUGUGGAAGUUGUCUAUGAUGAGCAUGCCAUAUCAGAGGUUAUCAGCUUCUUUGAGGCUCCAGUGGUCACUAUGAAUAGGAUGAGAGAGGCAGCUGGGGAGUACUUUGAACAGCUAGCAGUUUACAGCAGAGCAGGGCUACAAUAUGCCAUUGAGAGACACAAGACAGUGCAUGUAUCUGCAGAUAUGAGGUCUCCAUAUGUGGUUAUACCAGAGCACGGCACAUUGCAUAGGCCAGGUAAUGUGCUGGUGGUAGAUCUUGGUACCCUGAAGAUAGAGAGUGAACUGCAGCCAGAAGAAGUGAACCUGCAGAAUGUCAGUAGGACAGAGCUGGAGACCAGAUUGUAUGACAAGUUCAAUAUCAAUAUUGACAAAGUGAAAAUCUUGCUGGCAGAUUCAGGAGAUGACUGGCACACAGCACAGUCCAAGGAAGACUCUGAUUUCCAUAUUUUACCAAGUAUUGGACUUAACAUGUCAUUCUUCAACACAGUACAGCCAGAUUAUCAGGAGUUACCAAGUUCUUCCCACAGACAAAAAGUGAUAGCAAACCUCCCAGGUGUUACUCUGAAUUUGUCUGAUAAGAAGAUCUCCACACUGUACACAUUCAUCAAGAAUCUUCCACUGCCCAAUACUUCUGUGAGCCCAAUGUUACUGGAUGCUGUGGACGGGCUGGAGAUAGAAACCUGGGAUAUGGACUUCACAGAUGCCAUCCUGGAGCCCAGUAUCCCUGAACUGAUCAGGAUGAGUAGCUCAGUGUCCAAGAACUCUGUGGUCAAACCAAAGAAGAAGAAACCUGGGGCUGCAGGUGCCACACCAGUUAUCUCUGUAACCAGGAGAUCAGCCAGUGAUAAGUUCUAUGAUGCUGAGGAUUAUUCAGAUGAUGAAGAGAUGGAUGAAUGGUCAAAAGCCAUAGAUGUCCCAGCAGUGGAUGACCACAGUUCCCCAACCAACAUUAUCACUGUCCUGAUCAGGUUUGAGAUGCGUGAGGUGGUGAUCAACAUAUCCAAGUUUGUGGAUGACAUAGAGACCCCCUACCUCAUGCUGAGGGUUACAGGACUGCAGGCAGAUGCUGCAGUCACAGUGUAUGGGCUGGCUAUCAAUGCUAAACUCAGGGGACUGCAACUGGUGGAUAAGUUACAUACAGGUGCCUCUGGAGAGUACAUGGAGAUCAUCAAGUCAGAACUCAAUGAAGAUCUCAUGUCAGUGGUGUACAGACAGGUGUCUCCAGAAUGCCCAGAGUUUGAUGCCAUCUAUAGAAGUAUACACAGAGGAGUUGUGGUGCACAUGACAGUGCUGAAUAUAGUGUUUGAGCGUGAGGCCUGCUACUACCUGUAUAACUUCACUCAAGCCUUGCUGACCAGUCUGGCCAGUGUGGACAUGAAGUCCAGUACUUACUCUGCCCUGUCAUCUCCUUCAGCUCCAACAGUGACUGAUGCCUUUAAGGUAGCAGAGUCAAAAGAGUCUAAAAAAGAAGAACCCGCCCUGCCAGCAGGCAGUACCAGUUUGUUCAUAGCAGGACUAUUUGAUGAUCUGACCAUCAAUAUGUGCAGCAAUGAUGGAGAACUGGCUGAUUUACACAUCAAAGGUCUGGAAAGUAAAAUUGUUUUGAAAAGAAGUCGCACAGUCCUUGGUGGAAAACUGCAAAAUUUGACUUUAGAUGACAAAACUCUCACCACCAUGUACCCUAGGAUACUGACAUUUGAGAAAGACGAGGUGUUUGAUUUUAAGGUGACAUUAUAUAAUACACAGAGUAAACCAUCUGACAUAGACAUUGGUGUCCAGCUGAAGAUAGGGGAGGUGCAUGUGGUCUUCCUCUACAAGUUUGUAGUAGAAUUGUGGGGCUUUAUGGAUCCUUUCCUAAACCCAGAGGCUACAGAUGCAGCUCUAGAAGCUACCCGGGGUGCCAUAGAGACACAGUAUCAAGACUUCACUGAGAAAGGGAAGAGAAUCUCCCUGAGGUUUGAUAUCAAGGCCCCCACAGUCUGGGUGCCAGAGAGCUCCAAGUCCCAGCAGCUGUUUGUAGCCAAACUGGGAGAUUUGAAAUUGUCUAACAGCUACAUGGAGACCUCGUUAGAUGGUGGGGAGACCCAAGUGUUUGACAGCAUAUAUGUGGAUCUUACCUCUGUGCAGAUUGAUAGAGGCUGGCUGAAACCAGACAGCACAGUGGAGCUCCAGCAUCUUGUAGUGGAACCUAUCAGUAUGACAGUGUACUAUAAGAAGGCUGUUGUGCCUAUCAAAGUGGACACCAUCAAUGAGUUCAGUGGGAAGAUGGGAGUGAUCAAGGUCAAUGUCAGCCAGCAAGACAUGAAGCUAGCAAUAGGCAUCUUGUACAAAAACAUUGGCGAGAAGAAAGUCACUCGCAGCGAUGUGGUGGAACCCAAGCCCACAUCCCCAGAGCUGGACAUCAUUAGUGGGGACACUGUGAUGGAGGAUGAGGGGCCUGAUGUCACAGGGAACAGUGACACUGUGAAGAAGGAGAUCAGUGCCAAUGUGGUUUUUGAGGGAACGGUGCUGACGCUGCUUAACGAGGAUGAAGAAAUAAGACAUGGCUUACCGACAGGAGGGAAUGACUGUAAUUCCUUGUCCAGAUUUGAGGUAGGCAAGUUGAAUGGUACAGUGGCCAUCUACUCUGACAAAGCCAUUGAUGUCCAGGUGACACUUCAGGAAGUCUCUCUUGAUGACACCAGAAAGGAGAGUAACCUAGCUGUGAAAAGGAUGUUUUUACCUUUGUGGAAAGUCAAGAAGACUGUAGAGAAUGCCAAAGACAGCACAGUACCCAUGGUGGAUUUUAUAUACAAGCAAGAUUCUGAGGGCAAUCAGCAUGUUGAAAUGACAGUGGAGAGAAUCCGCCUUAAUGUCAGCAUGCCCUACUACCUGACUGUGAUCAACUUUAUCAUUGCCGCACUGAAAGUACAGGAGCCUCAAACAAGGCGUGACUCCAGUCUGGCCAGUAAUGACAGAUAUAAACGCAGUAUGUCUAUAUCUGUACCACAGCCACAGGUGUCAGAGACUCAGAGGAAGUCCAAGUUAACAGUCAGGGGGAGGGUGAAAGAGCCGGAGGUGGUCCUCUUUGCCAGUCCUCAAGAUGCCUGCAGCAAAGUGCUGUUCUUAAAGACUGACAUAUCCCUGAAUUAUGAUGCAGAUGUUGACCACAAUGAAAUGUCUGCUGCUGCUUCAAAUAUUCAGAUUGUGUGCUGUGUGUAUGGACAGAAAAAAGGGGCCAAAUACAGGGUACUACAUCCCUGCAAUAUGGAGUUUUUGAGGAAGGUUGGUGAAGAUGGUGCAGUUGACAUGUCUGCCAUUAUGACCACAGUGGACUUACAUCUGUGUGCCAGCACUGUGCACAUACUACUGGAUGUCAUUGAUAUGAUAAAUAAGGAGAAAAAGGAUGAAGAAAGCACUGAAGAUACCUCCCUCAUAGCAUCCCAGGGGGACAUCUGGAGGGUGAAGAGUAUUACACAAGAUAAGUGGCUACAGGAUGAAGAGAUGCAAGGCACGGUAUCUUUUCCAAUCCCCUCUAAAGCCCCUCCCGUAGAGAGCCUGAAGAUAGACAUAAAGGACGUGAGGGUGAUGUUUGAGGCAGAGAAUCUGGACACACAUGUCCCCAUGCUGUGUCUGAGAACUAAACUGGAGGCUGAGGUCUUUGACUGGUCUAAGCAGCUGAGACUGUCAGCUGAGUGUCACCUAGACAUGGCUUACUACAGUGACAAGUUGGACACCUGGGAACCUCUCAUUGAACCUGUCAUGGAGCAAGAGAAUGUCUACAGGCCUUGGGAAGUCCUCAUUAAGCUUGUAGCAGCCAGAGGUCAUCCAAUAGCUUGUGAUGUUGAGGAUGAGCUAGAACGAUCUUUUAUAAAUCAGCUGAUUAGGGCCAAGUCACACCCUAUUUCAUGUAACUAUGAUGAGAACUCUGCCAACUGGGGGGAGUCUGUGGAUGGAGAGAUGAGCCACUUGGUAUGCAGAAGUAAGCCUGUGUCAGACAGCUCAGAAUCCGAGGAGAAUGACACAGAGACAGACAUGAGGGUGAUACGGCCACGAGUGCCCAGUAGAAGGUCAAGGACAGAUAGUGAGAAGGCACAACCAGAAAAACCACCAACCCAAGAAAAGGCCACAAAAGAGAGAGUAAAUGGCAGCACAGAUACUUCUGAGUCUGACAGCUUCCUGCACACCAUAGCAGCUAAGCUGGGCGGUAUCUUUACCAGCAGUGAUAGUGAUGCUGAUGUCAGUGACAUUGAGGAAGAAGAGGAAGAUGAUGUGUUUGGACCAACCUACCACAAUCCUGUUUUCAUCACCUCCAAAGGCCCUAUCUCUUUUAACUCUGAGAAUACCACGUUUGAUGAGGUAGAUUAUGCAGGAGGUGGAGAGGAGGAAGAAGAGAACUUGUGUACAUACAUGGUCGUCAACUCAAAAGAUAAACUUCUGCUCAAUCUAACACCAGUUGCUAUGAAUGUAAUCAAGGAUGUUGCUGGGGCAUUUAUGAAGGAAGAACAAACCUUGUUGAGAUCAGCAGAGAAGAAGCCAAGUUUUGAAGUGUACAACCAUCUGGGUCUGCCAGUGGAAGUGACUGUUAGUGAGAAAGUAAAGAUCCGCAGCAGUGCAGCUCAUGGUUGCUCUGUGAAGACAACAAAAGAAGCAGUAGAUGUUGAUGAAAGUGAAUGGAUAGAAGAACAUGAAAUGGAUGAUGAGGAUGAUGAAGACUUUGAUGAUGUUGAUGGUCUUAGUUUCCUGGCUAAUGCUCUAGCUAAGACAGCCAACAUGGCGGCUGCAGGCGUAACUAGUCGAGGACUGCCACUUAUUCCUCAGGGAAGUGAGGAGGAUGAGCCUAUUUAUCUGGAACUGAGCCAGGAUGAGCUUCAUGUCAAGCUGGAGGGAUUUGAUAAUUUAUAUAAUCUCUCUCACAGAAGAGACACCUUGAAACUGCUGAAACUUAAGCCUGCCAAGUGCAACACUGUGUACUGUGCAGUCUACAACGUGAAUGUCAACUAUGGAAGAAAGGAGGUUAUAUUACAAUCUCCCCUCAAGCUGUGGAACCACAUGUCAGUGGCAGUAGACAUCUUGUGCAAGACGGAGGAUCUGAAGACACACAGCGUGACUGGAGUGACACCUAGUGACCAAGAGUAUACCAAGCUAGCUGAGGUAGCUCCUGAUGCAGAAUACUUUGUGCCAUUGUAUGUUGCAUACCACUGUAAACUAGCUGUACAGCCUGCAGCCUCAAACUUCCAAAGAUCCUACAGUGAGCUGUGGUGGAAAGACUUCACUUCAAAUGAGAAAAUGGGCACAAAAUACCUGUCUUGUUUAGCUAAAGAAGGGAAUGAAGAGGCUUUCUAUAUUAAGAUCACCUGCAAGCCCUGUGGUCCAGAGAUUCAAGAUGAAGCCUUGGUGAACUCUGUGCCUCUGUACACUUUCCAUCUUGACUCUCCACUGGUGAUCCACAACUACCUGCCAUAUCAGAUGACUUACUCUGUGGGAGAGAGUGAGCAGUUGACCAGUGUGGCCCCAGGGGAGACUCAACCUGUGAACACUGUAGAUAUGCAGGUGACUCACAAGCUCAAGAUACAGCUCCCAGACUAUCAGGGUGUAGAGUGGAAUGGCAGCUUGAACAUAUCAAAAGACACUUUCAGCCAAUCUAAGACCAGCUUGUUAGUUCCCAUGGAGACAGAUGUGAAAACAGUAGAUGCAGAACCCAAGCAGCUUGCUCUCAAUGUCUUCACCAACAAAAUCAACAACAUAGAUCUGAUUGUGCAUUCUCCCUACUGGAUUAUCAACAAGACAGGGUUGCCAGUGCAGUUCAGGGGUUCUGGAUCAGAUGCAGUGUUUGAGAAUGAUGUCAGUGUGGAUCCCAUCCUUUUCUUGUACAAGAAAUACAAGAGACAGAAGGUCCGGAUGCGAAUUUACAAUUCCAAGUGGUCAUCCUCAUUUAGUCUGGACACUGUUGGCAGCUGUGGAGUAGUCAUUUGUAAUGACCCAGAAACAAAGAGAAAAUAUCAGUUUAUGCUCCAGAUUAGCCUGUCACAGUUAAAGUUGACCAAGAUUGUGACCUUGACCCCAUACUUCAUGGUGGUGAACAGCACCCAGAUGGCGCUGAAGUACAGGGAACAAACCAGCGGAGAAGAUGAGUGGAUAGAGGCUGCAUCAGGAGACUGCCAUGCCUUCUGGCCAAAAACAGAAAGUAUGAAGCUGACAGUGAAGUACCUUGACAGCAAUGUGUCUUCCUUCUACUUCAGUAUCAAGCAGACAUGCACAACUGUACUCAGGAUGAGCAAAGGGACUGCCCUCACAGUGGGGGUAUCUGGUGGCACAGAAACCCCCAAAACAGUAACAUUCCAGGAUUACAGACCAGGAGAUGCACCAGUCAGAAUAGAAAACCUCUGUGAGGAUGUCUUCCUCAAGAUUCACCAAAAGGACCAGAGCCAGGUUCUACUGUUGUCUGCCAACCAGUCCAUGCUUUACACUUGGGACGACCCCACAGCUCCCAGAAUUCUUCAGUGGAAUCUGUAUAAUAGGAAGAGGAGUGGAUAUGAGGCCAUAAUUACCACAGAUGGUUAUGGAGAGGUCAAACUUGAUGUCCAGACGGUGAGGAACAGCAGUGAGGGACACAAUGGGGCUUCUGGAGAUGCAGUGGACAGCAGCAGCCCAGAAGAUGAUACCGAGCUGGAUGAUGUUGAUUUCCCCCUAAUUCAUAGAACACGCACAGACAAAGUGGCCAUGUUCUGGGUGUCCUACCUGGAUGGCCUACAGAGGGUGCUGCUCUUCACUCAGGAUGAGAGGAUUGCCAAGAAAGCUAGGAAGGUUCACAAAAUUCUGCGUCCAAUACAGGAGGCCAAUGAGGCAGAACAGGCAUCAUUAGCUUUCUUCUUGUCCUUAGAUGGCGUAGGAUUGUCCCUGAUCAAUAAGCAGUAUUUGGAGGUUGCUUUUGUCAGUCUGUCGUCUGCUCCAACCAUUUGGGAGGUGGAGGUGAAUGGGAAGUGGAAGGCUCUUAAUGUGGAGCUAGCCACAUGGUUAGAGGAUAAAUAUUUCAGUGGAGAAAAUACUGUCAGUCUAGAAGACUUUGUGGAGGCUGACAUUGGAGAGGAGAUGAGUAUGAAGAAGCCAUAUGUUGGCGCCCUGAGAAGGACUUGGAGACCAGCACUGUGGUUCAUAUACAGACAGUCCCAGCACCACAUGCAUGUACAUGCCAAGAUACACAGGGUGCAGAUUGACAACCAGCUCCCUGAAGCUUACUUCCCUUCUGUGUUCUACCCGUCUCCCCUGCCACAGCAUGUGUUGAAGAGAACUGGACCCAAGCCGUUCAUUGAGCUGUCUGUGAUGAGGAGGACUGUGCCAGAAAAUGGGGUGGACAGUAUCAAGAAACUGAAGGUGCUGAUGCAGGAGUUCAAUAUCAAAUUAGACAAAGGGUUCCUAGUGUCUGUCUAUGAUGUCAUGGCAAAUGUGUGGGAGAAGAAAAUGGAGAGUGUUCAACUACAAGAAGAUUUAGAUGUUGUAAAGGCUUCUCUCAAAGAUACAGUUAAAAGUCAAGUAUCCAGUUCUCCGAACCGCAUUGUAUUUGAAUACUUACACCUGUCUCCUUUGAAGAUGAGAAUAAGUUUCUCUCUGGCUGGGAAGGCUUACAAGACACCAAGUGAAGAAGAGAGGGGUGUCCUGCAAGAAGUGUCGUCUGACAUAGUUGGCUUCUUCUUCCAAUCUGUUGGUGUCACUUUGACAGAAAUCCGAGAAGUAGAAAUCAAAAUGGCAUAUUUUACACUGAAUGGUGCUACUCUUACAUGGAACCAGCUUGGUGCUGAGAUAUCCUCACACUAUAAAUCCCAGGCCAUUCAGCAAGCGUAUGUGUUCAUACUGGGGCUGGAUGUACUGGGGAACCCCUAUGGACUGAUCAAGGACUUCACGGAAGGACUGGGAGAUUUCUUUUAUGAGCCUUUUUUGGGCUCCAUAGAAGGACCUGAGGAGUUUACACAGGGCCUGGUCAGAGGAAUAGAGAGUUUAAUGGGACACACUGUGGGUGGUGCAGCUGGUUCAGUAGCCUUGGUGACAGGUUCUCUGGGCAGAGCUCUGGCUUUCCUCAGUUUUGAUGAAGAUUAUAAGAAGAAACGUCGACAAAGAAUGCAGCAGCACCCCAAGAGUUUACCAGCCAGCCUGGUGCUUGCUGGGAAGUCUUUUGUGAUGGGUGUGGCUUUGGGACUGUCAGGCGUGGUGGUCAGUCCAGCACAAGGUGUCAGUGAAGAUGGAGUCGAGGGAUUCUUCAAAGGCAUUGGCAAAGGUCUGCUGGGUCUACUGACCAAACCUGCUGGGGGCGUGGUGGACAUGGUCAGUGUCAGCUUUGAUGGAAUCAGGAGAGCUGCUGAGAUGGGGGAAGAUGUUGUAGUCAGGAUCAGGUUACCAAGAUACAUCAACCCAGUGUUGGGCUUGAAGCCAUAUUCACCCUACCUGGCCCUGGGACUGAAGCUGCUACAGAGUCUGGCUAAGGGCAAAUACACCGAGUCUGAUGUCUACAUGGCACACGCAGCCCUGUCUGCACAGCAGAAUGCUGAUGUAGCAGUGAUAACAAACAGGCGUGUACUGCUGCUGGGCAAGUGUAAGUUCUGGGGAGACUGGGACAUAGAGUGGGACGUCCUACUCAAGGAUAUUACGGGACCACUGGUCAUCACAAAUGGCCAGCUUAUCAUUAAUGUCAUAAAGGAUGAUGGAGAGAGUGUGGAGGAGAAGGUGAUAGUGUGUAAAGAGCAGGAUAUUCUGGAGUGGUUAGAGAAGAAACUGGAGAAGGCAAGAAGGACAACAAAGGCUCUCAUGAUGUAAACUGGCUUGAAAUAUGUUGGACUUUUUUUGAGAGAGAAUUGGUUUGUGUCCCAGUAAAGUUGUUAUUAUUUUGUUAGAGUAUACAAUUAUUGUAUUUAACCCAUAUAGAAGGUAGUUUAGAGAAUAUUCCAUGCCAAAAUGGUUUAUAAUACAGUGUUCAAAUUGUUCUGUAUUGAGGAUAUCUUUAUCUAAUGGAUCAAGCCAAUUUGUUGAAAAUGUGCCCUUUUAAUGAAUGACAUUUGGUUGAGGGGGCAGCUAUUAUGUGUUAUUUUAUUCACUGCUACUAUACAUAUCAUCAGUUUUUAUUGUAAUAUGAAAUAAAAGCCAAAAUAAUUUCUAUCAUAUUCUAAUGACUGACUCUCAACAGUCUGUCUGCUGGUAAUAGUUCCCAUUUUUAUUUUCAGUUUUAUUACAUAUUAUUCUUCUUUGUUGUUAAGCAGUUACGAGCUUGGUUAAAGGUACUAUUCAUGGGAUUUUAGUGCCAGACAUAUGAAACAAACUGAAAUGAUAAAUAAUCUAUAAAUAUCAUAAUAUACAUAUUAUGUCACUUGACUUGGUUCAAGCUUUAGCCUGGUUGUGAACUAGUUUCAUACAUUCCUAGCUUUUUUACUUGCUGUAACCUGCAGUUUUUCUGAUGAUAGAGCUAUGCUUGUUAUUUGGAAAAAUGUAUGUAACAAGUAAGAAAUAUACAGGCUACUAAAAUCUGAAUUGGUCCCAUUGAGGCAAAAUAUCUUAUUGAUUUUACCAACAGGUCAUAAAGCACGGACUUUAACAUAUUUUACCACUUCCAGUGCCACUUUAAAUAUUUAAGGCCAAAUGAAAUGCCUAUUUUGAUUUUGUUUUUCCAUAAUUUCAUAGAUAAUGAUAGCUAUGUAUGAGGAAGUCAUCUUUUCAGCUGAACUCGUGCUCGUUCAAUUUUUUUUCAAUGUGCAAUGCAUAAUACAAAAAAAAAACUGAAAAAAUUCCUUUGGAAUUAUUGGCAAUUUUUACAUGCAAGCAAUUUUGUCCUAGUCAGUCAUAUAAAGUUACAGCAUAAUAAUAAUAAUAUAUCAUAAUGUUGUAAUAAUGGUGCAGUUCCAUUGGUGGUCAUAUUGAAGUGAACCCAACCUUUACCCAAAUGAAGAUGUGCUAUAUACAAUGUUCUAAUUUAUCUUUAUGUUUGUGAAUAACUUUUUUUGAGUAAUAGUGUGAUAGUAAAGAAAGCUUGGCUUUUUUUUAGGAAUAUAUGUAAUACAUUUAAGACAGAGAUGUGGUAUGGCGUGUAUUGCGUGUAUUUUGUAGUGCAAAAUGUGAUUGGGAUGAAAUUGUUUAUGAAACUCAUAUCCUGGAGGGAUAUAUGAUAUCAAUAAAGAUGUGUCUAUUUCUCUA
Molecule: messenger RNA, 12270 nt
Organism: Lingula anatina
Lineage: Eukaryota; Metazoa; Brachiopoda; Lingulata; Lingulida; Lingulidae
Product: intermembrane lipid transfer protein VPS13A-like
Biological process (GO): protein retention in Golgi apparatus; protein targeting to vacuole
Source: RefSeq, a predicted model, not a curated record